CUCCAAUGGCAUCGAAUAAAGGCUGGCAAGGAGAUUCAAGACAUUCCAGUGGAUCAUCGCCAUGGCCUAUUCGAUAAUGGUCGUGAAUUGCGCAUCAAUGAGGUUAACAAGGAAGAGGAUGAGGCCGACUACCGAUGCAUCGCACGCCUCGAUGAGGCAGUCUCCAACACGACGAUCGCAUUGAAAGUCUCGCGCGCCCCAGUGAUUCAGGACUUCAUCCUCAUGCGCCAAGUUCGCCACGGUGAAGACAGUUUGGCAUAUGUUUGCAUGCCGAUGAACCAGGCUGAUAGGCCUUGGUAUGCCUGGUGGCAGUUUCAGCGCGACGGCUCCACCGGAAUCGUCUCGCUGCCGCCUCCGGAGCACGGAGGCCAUAACCGCUUCUUAGUUUCUGCUGCCUCAGAUGGAAUAGAUUUUGCAUAUCCCGCGACACCUAUCUCUCUGUCCCCACCGUUCCGCCUUCAUUCACACCCGCUUCUUUGUCUGGCACUCAAAGUGGCUUCUGUUAGUGGACUUGCGGGAUAG
Molecule: messenger RNA, 522 nt
Organism: Protopolystoma xenopodis
Lineage: Eukaryota; Metazoa; Platyhelminthes; Monogenea; Polystomatidea; Polystomatidae
Source: the annotation of a GenBank genome assembly